Messenger RNA from Adineta steineri, 480 nucleotides. Lineage: Eukaryota; Metazoa; Rotifera; Eurotatoria; Adinetida; Adinetidae. The record is from the annotation of a GenBank genome assembly.
AUGUCGACAGAAAUCGAAACAAAAGGCAAAAAGCGUACACAUGAUGACGAUGAUGAAUCUAAUGGAGAUGCUGAAACAACGACAACUAGUUCAAAAAAAAAAUCUACACCAGUCAAAGCAGCAACAUCAACAACAAGAAAUAAAUCAUCACGUAAUGAUGAUGAUGAUGAUUCACAUGAAGAAUUAGAUGAUGAUUCAAAUAGUGUAGAAGUUAAUGCUAAAGGAUCAUCAAAACGAAAUGGAAAAGCAACUUCAACUAAUGCAGCUGCUGCUAGUGGCGAUGCUGAUGAAGGAGCUGAGUAUGAUGAUGAUGAUGAUGAAAAUUCUGAUGAUGAUGAUUUUAAAGAACAAGGUGAAGGUAGUGAAGGAGAAAGUGAUGAUGUUGGUAGCGAUGUAGAAGCCGCUGGUGAUGAUGAUGAAUCAAAAGAUGUUGUUGAAGAUGAUGAUGAUGAUGAAGGUGAAGAUGAAUCAAGAGAGUAA